CUUUUUAAAGGAGUGCACUCUAGAGGGUCUUCCGUCUGCAAUGGUCUGUCGUCGUUGACCUCUAUCUGGAGCCAAAAGUGACGCGCCAUGGCUCGAACCUGGCUUCACCUAACCUCGUCGUCCCUUCUAAUACUCUAUUCCGUGAUCUGGUUCAAUCUCUCCGCCGUCGAUGCAAAAAAUCAUCACCAACGGCCAAUGGUCCUUCCUCUACAUCUAUCAUCACGCAAUCAUUCCUUCCACCGACACGUGGAUAAUCUCCGCCGUCAUCUCCAGCAAUCGGAGCUCUCUCGUUCCAGUCCAAACGCUCGCAUGAGACUCUACGAUGAUCUCCUUUCCAACGGAUAUUAUACGACUCGGUUAUGGAUAGGAACGCCGCCUCAGGAAUUCGCUCUUAUCGUCGACACCGGAAGUACUGUAACUUAUGUUCCUUGCUCCAGUUGUGCACGGUGCGGCAAGCAUCAGGAUCCAAGAUUCCGACCAGAUUUGUCUAGCACUUAUCAACCUGUAAAAUGCAAUCCAAGUUGUAAUUGUGAUGAUGAGCAAAAGCAAUGUACUUAUGAUAGACGGUAUGCUGAGAUGAGUUCCAGCAGUGGGGUGCUUGCGGAGGAUGUUGUUUCUUUUGGGAAUGAAAGUGAACUUGUGCCUCAGCGUGCCGUUUUUGGUUGCGAAAAUAUGGAAACGGGUGAUCUUUACAACCAACGAGCUGAUGGUAUAAUGGGUUUGGGUCGGGGCCGGCUUAGUAUUGUUGAUCAACUUGUUGAUAAGAGUGUUAUUGGUGAUUCAUUUUCUUUGUGCUAUGGUGGGAUGGAUGUUGGCGGAGGUGCAAUGGUUCUCGGAAAAAUCACUUCUCCCCCUGAAAUGAUUUUCACCCAUUCAGACCCUUUCCGCAGCCCUUACUACAACAUUGAGCUUAAGGAUAUGCAUGUUGCUGGAAAGCGAUUGAAGUUACCCACUGGGGUCUUUGAUGGAAGGCAUGGAACAGUCUUGGACAGUGGAACAACAUACGCUUACUUUCGAAAAGAUGCUUUUGUUGCAUUUAGAGAUGCUAUCCUAAGGGAAGUUCAUUUUCUCAAAAGGGUCCAUGGUCCUGACCCUAAUUAUGAUGAUGUCUGUUUUUCUGGUGCUGGAAGGGAUGUUUCCCAGCUAUCAAAAAUUUUCCCAAAGGUUGAGAUGGUAUUUAACAAUGGAAAUAAGUUAUUGCUGUCUCCAGAAAACUACCUGUUCCGGCACACAAAGGUUAGUGGUGCAUAUUGCUUGGGAAUUUUCCCAAAUACAGAAUCUACCACUCUUUUAGGAGGAAUUGUUGUCCGGAACACCCUAGUCACAUAUGAUCGGGGUAAUGACAGGAUAGGCUUUUUGAAAACUAAUUGUUCUGAACUAUGGAGGAGAGUGCACUUCUCUGGUGUGCCUGCACCAGCUCCUUUAGUCUCCCAAAGCAAUGAUACUAACAUGGAUAUUACUCCUACACUAGCCCCAAAUGAAUCACCAGCAAAUGUUCUUCCAGGUUCAUUUCGUAUUGGAUUUAUAACAUUUGAUAUGUCAAUUAGCACAAACGAUUCCAAAUUGAAGCCUGACUUCAAGGAGCUUGGAGAAUUAAUUUCCCAGGAACUGGAAGUCGAUAAUUCACAGGUUCGCCUGCUGAAUGUCACUAAGAAGGGGAAUGAUUACCUUGUUAGAUGGGGAAUUUUUCCCGCUUCAUCUGCUAAUUAUAUUUCUAAUUCCACUGCACUGAGCAUCAUUCUGCGCUUAAGGGAUCAUCGAAUGCAGUUUCCUGAGAGAUUUGGAAAUUAUAAGUUGGUUGAAUGGAAUGCUGAACCUCAAAGGAAGUUGUCAUGGUGGCGAAAUCACUUUCUGGCAGUGGUACUUGGACUUUUAACAACUCUGAUUCUUAGUUUGUCAGUUAUUGGGAUAUGGUUGGUUUAUCGACACAGACAACAAGCAAUCGCUGCUUAUGAGCCUGUUGGUGCUCCUAUUCCGGAGCAAGAGCUUCAGCCUCUUCAAUCUUAAAAUUUUAUCCAGUCAUAAACUCGUAAUUAUCUGCAGCAUAGUUUUCUUGUAUACUAUUUAUUAUCUUGCACAGAAUACAUGCUUUUGGAGUUCUCAGAAUGACGAUGACGGUCCAUCCAAGCCAGAUAGGUACGAUGUGAUGAAUAUUAAAACCCUCUGUUGUAAAAUUUUUUAUCUUCUAUUUUUUAGAAAAAAAAAAUGAAAACCAAACGUGCUAAUAGAUAAUUUGACAAUAUGAUCAUACUUUUUACUGUGAUGUAUGUGAAUACUUCCAACAACGCUCAGAUCAAGUAAUACAAGAUCCAUUUGGGGUAGGAAACUAUAGUUAAUACUUACUAGUCCCUUUUAUCUUUAAAAAAAAAUUUGUCUUCGGUGUGCUGGAAAAUUGAUGUUUUUAUCAUACGCAUGUCGUUGGCAUUGCUAUAUGUAAAAUAUCUCAUAUACCUACAUUUUAUUGCUAUAGCAUUCCACCCUAAUCUCUGAUGAUACCAGCUUAGGUAAAUGAGAUGUUUUACAUUGAUUUGAAACGAUCUGGACUACAUACAAUGAAGAAGCCAAUGUGGUGGUCCUGGCUCUGAUUACAGCCGCACUUGAUUCCUUAUUGAGAAAGACCCCACACCCCGUGAACAAACCCGCCAUUUUGGUGUGGCUAAUGAAAAAGGGGAAAUGGUCGAAAAUGGAAAAAUAUACACGCAGCAGACUACGGGGUAGGUCGCGGCGCUACUUUUUCAUUAACCCAAAACUUGUUCUGUAAAAACUUGCUUCUCUGAAAAGGUUAGAGAUGAAAGAGUAAGGAAAAGAAAUGGGGUUCGAUGAGUGAAAAUUAUCACACCAGAGUUUCAUUAACCCCACAUUAAAUGGUGCAUUCUUAGUAAGGACUUGAGCCAUUUCCAUGACCUAAGCUUCCUCUGGCGCUGCUUUAGUGCAUGGACCGAGGAUGAUUUACGCUCGAAAGAGCAAGUGCGUUAAGCAAAGAUAAAAGUACGAAGAUUUAUAUGAAAGCAAAUGCUUUCAAGUUCGCAGUUCAAUAAAAGAGAAGCUGAUCAAUGACCAUAUUACCAGACGAACUCAUUUAAAAUAAUAGAAGAAAUUAAAAGGUCAAACCCAAAUCUUUUUCUCCCCUUCCCCAUUAAAAUUUUGGAGUUCGGUGCAGUGCAGCAUUGGUGCUUCGACCUUCAAAGCUUAAAUUGUUACGAGUUAUUGCUAGCUAUGUGGCAUAAUCAAGUGGUAAUACAAAGAAAAGCGCCAAAAGGGGAUCGCAGCAGCAGGGAUCAAAAUAAAAGCGGCUG
Durio zibethinus is the source of this 3296-nucleotide messenger RNA. RefSeq names its product Eukaryotic aspartyl protease family protein. Gene Ontology annotation, molecular function: aspartic-type endopeptidase activity. Gene Ontology annotation, biological process: proteolysis. The record is from RefSeq and is a predicted model, not a curated record. NCBI's taxonomy places the organism in Eukaryota, Viridiplantae, Streptophyta, Magnoliopsida, Malvales, Malvaceae.